AUGGCCGCUGAGAAUUCCCAAUUCUCCCAAGAUGGAGGCUCGCCCACCCCGAAAGCCUUCCUACAAGAGCCUCUCGCUGUCGUGGGCAUGGCCUGCCGCCUUCCAGGCCACUCAACGACCCCAAAGAAACUCUGGAAAUUCCUCGAACGCGGCGGGAUUGCCGUUAACGAUACCCCCUCAACACGCUUCAACCUCUCUGCACACCAUGACGGUUCAAAGAAGCCUAAGACCAUGCGUACGCCUGGCGGCAUGUUCAUUGAGGAUGCCGACCCGCGGGACUUUGAUGCCGGGUUCUUCGGUAUCUCGGGGGCGGACGCAGCAGCCAUGGACCCGCAGCAACGGCAGCUGAUGGAAGUUGUAUACGAAUGCCUGGAAAACUCAGGUACAACACUUGAGAAGCUGGAUGGAGCGCGGGUUGCGUGUCACGUAGGCUCAUACGCCGUGGAUUAUGAUGCCAUCCAGGCCCGCGAUCCAGAGGAUAGGGCACCAGGAGCGGUUGUUGGUAUCGGGCGUGCAAUGCUCAGUAACCGCAUAAGUCACUUUUUCAACUUCAAGGGUCCUAGCAUGACUAUAGACACUGCUUGCUCUGGGAGUCUGGUUGGUCUAGAUGUGGCGUGCCGGUAUCUUCAUACCGGGGAGGUGGAUGGGGCUAUUGUUGGCGGAGCAAACAUGUACUUCAGCCCAGAGCACAAUCUCAAUACUGGUGCUAUGAGUGUCGCAAAUUCCCUUUCUGGUCGUUGCCACACCUUCGACGUGAAGGCCGACGGCUAUUGUAAGGCAGAAGCAAUCAAUUGCGUCUACCUGAAACGACUCAGCGACGCAGUCCGUGAUGGCGACCCUAUUCGCGCAGUCAUCCGAGGAAGCGCUACCAACAGUGACGGUAACACACCCGGUAUUGCAAGCCCCAACUCUGCUGCUCAAGCUGCUGCCAUUCGAUCUGCCUAUGCCAACGCGGGCAUAACGAAUCUGAAUGACACCUCUUACAUUGAGUUCCACGGCACAGGAACACAGGCUGGAGACCCUCUUGAGGCAAGUGGUGUAGCUUCAGUCUUCAGCCCAUCUAGGACACAGGAGUCGCCUCUGUACAUUGGCUCAGUCAAAAGCAACAUCGGCCACUCAGAACCGGCCGCUGGUAUUAGUGGGCUGAUCAAAGCUAUCUUGAGCAUUGAGCAAGACCUCAUUCCUGGAAACCCGACCUUCAUCACUCCCACCCCAAAGAUCGAUUUCGACGGCCUCAAGUUACAACCCAGUCGGGCCAACCGCCCCUGGCCUGUCGCUCCAUUCAAGCGCGCAAGCGUGAAUUCCUUUGGAUAUGGCGGGUCUAAUGCGCAUGUGAUUGUGGAAGAGCUCAAGGUUCUGCUGCCUGAUAUUGGAACCACAUAUGUCUCCUCGUACCAAGGCGAAGACGAUAUGUUUGCCGAUGACGACGAGGCCCCUGCAAGCCAACCUCAGCUCCUCGUGCUAUCUGCAAAUGACGAAGCAUCCCUUCGUGCAGGUGCGACAGCACUGAAGAACCACCUGACCAACCCGAACGUGAAAGUGUCAUUGGAAGAUCUUUCGCACACGCUGUCAGAACGUCGGUCCCACCAUUUCAACCGUGGCUACUUGAUCACCGACACAGUUUCCAUCAAUGAAACGGAGCUUGUGGUUGGUAAAAAGUCCACUAGGGAGCCACGGGUAGGUUUCAUCUUCACUGGGCAGGGAGCCCAGUGGCCUCAAAUGGGCGAAGCCUUGAUUAGGACAUUCCCCGAAGCCCGGGAUAUCGUUGUCGAGCUUGACAAGUGCCUCCAGAGCAGCUCACGUGCUCCAUCGUGGUCUCUCCUGAGCGAACUCACUGAACCGCGCGAGGCGGAGCAUCUCCGCAAGCCGGAGUUCUCUCAGCCUCUAGUCACUGCCCUCCAGAUCGUCUUGGUUGACAUUCUCAAGAGAUGGGGGGUAUCGCCAAAUGCAGUGGUCGGUCACUCCUCUGGUGAAAUUGCUGCAGCCUACGCAGCUGGUCUGCUUUCCAAGGAAGCAGCAAUCAGAGCAGCAUAUUACCGUGGCCAGGCUCCUGAGUUGGCUGAAGAGGUUCUAGAGGACCAGGAUGCCAAGCCCGAGCAGUCCUCGCAAGCAUUUGGCAUGAUGGCGACAGGCGUGGGUGCUGAAGAGAUCACCACCUACCUCCAGGGCUUGGGACAGACUGUUCAGAUUGCCUGUUACAACAGCCCAAGCAGCCUGACACUCUCGGGUACUGUGGAGGGACUCACUAAGGCGCAGAAGCGACUGACCGAGGAUAGCAAAUUCGCCCGUAUGCUACAAGUAAAUCUGGCCUACCAUUCGACCUUCAUGGAUGAAAUCAGCCAUGGCUAUACAGAUUUGCUCUCUAAAGACUUCGAGCAUCUUCCCUUCAAGGAGGGCGCUGUACGGAUGUUUUCAUCUGUGACUGGAAAGCAGUUGGCUGGCCCGACCGACGCCGAAUACUGGAAAUCCAAUAUGAUCUGCCCUGUCCGUUUCGACGCCGCCCUUACAAACAUGUUGACGGCUAGCGAUGCUCCGGACUUCCUCAUCGAGCUUGGUCCUGCUGGUGCUCUGAAGGGCCCAACCUCGCAAAUCUUGAAGAACCUGCAAGGCAUCAAGGCACAGUACACCAGUGCCAUCGCUCGUGGUGCAGCGGACAUGCGGUCAAUCUACGAAGUCGCUGGGUCUCUUUACGUCGCCGGGGGGAAGGUCGACCUGAGCCAGGUCAACAAAGUCGAGGGCGCUACCCCAAAGAUGGUUGUUGAUCUACCCAAUUAUUCGUGGAAUCACUCAACGAAGUACUGGUAUGAGAGCGAAGCAUCAAAGGAUUGGCGCAACAGACUCUUUUCACCGCACGAUCUGCUUGGCAGCAAAGUUCUCGGCAGCCCAUGGCAAUCGCCAGCGUUCAUGAGGUCAUUGAACGUGCAGGACCUGCCAUGGAUAGCCGAUCAUAAGAUGGGUCCGGACAUCGUCUUCCCUGCCACUGGUUACAUCUCUAUGGCGAUCGAGGCGAUUUACCAGAGAUCCGAAGCCCUGCAUAUCCUUGAAGGCGAAAAGAGAGUUGAGAAACCUCGUUAUCGGUUGCGCAAUGUUCAAUUCAAGAAAGCACUGGUGUUGCCAGACAAUCAGUCAACCCGGAUGUCCCUGACAUUGACAGCCCACACUGGCGUUGGCAAUUGGUUCGAGUUCAAGAUAUCAUCCCUUGCUGGCUCCGGGUGGACUGAACACGUUCGUGGCUUGAUUCGAAUCGAUGAGGACGUGCCUCAAGUGGCAGUUCCCGAAGACACUAAGCCCCUCCAGCAUCCUGUCAACGCGAACCUAUGGCACAAGGCGAUGCUCGAUGCCGGAUAUAGUUUCGGUCCAAAGUUCCUCAAGCAGCUUGAGAUUGAAUCACGUCCAGGGUCACGCAACAGCAGAUCAAUCUUGGGACUAGAGGUUCCUGAGUCCAAAUAUCCCCAGUCGAAGUACCCCAUGCACCCUGCGGCCAUGGACGGGUGCUUUCAGACUUGCGCGCCAUCUCUUUGGAACGGAAAUCGUCAUGCCGUCAACGCUGUUCUCGUCCCUGCGAUGAUUGAUAGUCUGGUGAUUACCUCCAGCACGGCUGAUCGUGGUCUCUCGCUCACAUCCGCGGCCUACGUCGGACUUGGUCGUCCGACAGACAACAAGAACUACAUGUCAGAUGCGAGGGUGUAUGAUCCUGAGACUGGCACACUGCUAUUGCACCUGUCUGGCCUCCGCUAUACUCGGAUUGAUACUGGCGCAAGCGUUUACGAUGCCCAUACUUUCAGUGCCCUGGUUUCCAAGCCUGAUGUGACUUUGCUCACUACACAGAGCCUGCGAAGACUGGCUGAGAGAGAACAAGAUGCCCAAGACGCUAGCGUUGCCGUAGCGGGUGAUAUAAUCAAGCUCGCGGCACACAAGAAGCCCAGUCAGCGUGUUCUCGAACUCAAUUUCGCUCGCGGUGUCAGCCAAAGCGUAUGGGCCAGCUCUAUUGAGGGCCAAGACAUCAUUGGCAAAACUUACCGCCAGUUCGUCUAUCGCCUAACAGACCCGAAGGCGCUCGUUGAAGCCGCUCAGAAAUACACAUCCGAGAAGAUGGAGGUCUCUCUGUUGGACUCUGACAACAUCACUUCAGACGGAGAUGAAUUUGAUCUUGUCGUCAUCCGUCUCUCGCCAGCGGCUGUGAACGUGGAGCAAGUGGUAACCCAGCUCAAGCAGGUUCUCAAGGAGGGCGCUCAGGUACUUUUCCUUCGCCAACAGGCUGUGCAGAACAGUGAGGAAAUUGUCAAUGGAGAAGCCGAAAAAUUCGACAAUGGCUCGUAUGCCGACCUAAUCGAAUCUACUGGCUUGACAUUCGCCGGUCAUGUGGCAUUUGACGAUGACAAGGAAUUCGCGGGUCUCAUUCUUGCCAGAGUACAGGGUGAAGUUGACUGUACAAGCAAAGACCUUUCGAUUUACCAGUUUGGGAAGCCGAGCAAGUCAGCAGUUGAGGUGAUUGACGCACUGAAGGAACACGGAUGGAAUGUCACCACUUACGAUGCCGAGGACGACACCGCCAACGAGGCAAAGCGCGUGCUUGUACUUGACGAGCUUGACACGGCGUUGCUCCCAACCUUAUCAUCCGAGCAUUGGGAAUCAUUGAAGAGUUUGCUUGCGUUGAAUAAACGUGUUCUCUGGGUGACAAAAGGGUCGCAGGGCGCCAUCACUAGCCCCGACAAGGCCAUGAUUCAUGGCUUGGGUCGUACCGUCCGUGCAGAGGAUCCACUAGUUCAAUUCACAACGUUGGAUGUCUCAGGAACUUCGAUAGAGGCUACUGUGGAUUCUGUGGAGAGCAUUCUUGAGCAGUUGGGCCGACCCGAAAUAUUCCACCAUGUUGAGAGCGAAUUCAUUGAGCGCGACGGUCUGAUUCACAUCAACCGCAUCCAGCCAGACGAUGAAGUCAAUGCUGUCGCAACUGAGACUUUCCAGGGCUCUGAGCCGAUCACACAAUCUCUGCACGAUUCCCCCAAUAUGAUCCGCUUGCGAUGCGAGCGUGUUGGAACGACCGAUUCCCUCAUGUAUGCCGAGGUCGCCCCUUACGAACUGCCUCUGGAUGACAACAAGGUCGAGGUUGAGGUAUACGCUGCCGGUUUGAACUACAAGGAUGUUGUCAUCACCAUGGGGAUCGUGCCCGAGAACGAACAUGUUCUAGGAUUGGAGGGCGCUGGUAUUGUUCGCCGCCUCGGAAAGAAUGUGCACCACGUUCGCAACCUUGAGAUCGGGCAACGGGUACUCGUGUUCAAGAAAGGCUCCUUCAGCAAUCGUGUUCACGCUGAGGCCGAACGUGUGUAUCCGAUUCCAGAUUCCAUGACGUUUGAGGAGACUUGUACUUUGGCAUCGUCUUACUUGACUGGCAUCCACUCUCUCUUUAAUCUUGCAAACACCAAGAAAGGGUCCAAGGUCCUGAUUCACUCAGCAUCUGGUGGCUUGGGUCUGGCUUGUAUUCAGCUUUGCCAGUAUAUAGGUGCAGAAGUCUUUGCCACAUGUGGCAAUCAGAACAAGCGCGACUUUUUGAUCAACCAUGCAGGUGUCCCGGAUGAUCACAUCUUCAACUCUCGCGAUGCCUCGUUCGCAGCGGGGAUCAUGAAAGCUACAAAUGGGUAUGGCGUUGACACUAUCUUGAAUUCACUGACAGGCGACCUUCUCGACGAAUCCUGGCGCUGCAUCGCUGCUGAAGGAACCAUGGUCGAGCUCGGUAAGAGAGACAUGCUCGACCGCAAGGGCCUUUGCAUGGAGCCAUUCGGUCGCAAUGCCUCCUACCGAUGCUUCGAUAUGGGUCACGAUAUUGUGUCCGAUGCCAUGAUCAACGACUUGCUCAAGAGGCUCUUCGUCCUCCUCGAAGCUGGCCAUGUGAAGCCUGUUCAUGUGGCGACAACAUUCGGUUGGGACAACAUGUCGGGCGCGAUGCGUUAUAUGCGUUCCGCAAACCAUAUCGGAAAGAUUGUCAUCACGAGCGGAGACGAGCCAGUAAACGUUCCCGUACGCCCAAGCAGGCUGCCGCUUGAACUCCGGGCUGAGGUUGGUUAUCUAUUGAUUGGUGGACUGAAAGGUCUUUGCGGAAGCGUUGCUGUCAAACUAGCUACUCUCGGUGCAAAGCAUAUUGUCGUCAUGGCCAGAAGCGGAUACAGCGACGAAGUGUCUCAGCGCGUGAUCGCCGACCUCGCAGCGCUGGGCUGUGAUGUUACUCUUGGUCAAGGAGACGUGUCCAAGGCUGAAGAUGUUCGCCGGAUUAUCAAAGAGUCUCCAGUAUCCAUUGGCGGUGUGAUUCAGGGAGCCAUGGUACUUCGCGAUCGCGUCUUCACGGACAUGAGUAUUGAAGAGUACCACACCGCUGUGGAUUGCAAGGUUGCCGGCACGUGGAACAUCCACAACACCCUCAUUGAGGAAGGCAUGACGGUCGAUUUCUUCACUAUGCUCUCAUCAGUGUCGGGCGUCGUGGGUCAAAAGGGCCAAGCAAACUAUGCCGCUGCUAACGCAUUCUUGGACGCAUUCGCCAUCUAUCGCCGCAGCCUCGGUCUCGCCGGCAACUCCGUCGACCUAGGCGCCAUUCAAGACGUCGGCUACAUGAGCCACCACGUCGACCUGCUCAAUAAUCUGAGCUCCGAUGCGUGGACACCAAUCAAUGAAGCCUUGAUGUUGAAGAUUGUGAAUUUCUCCCUCAAGCAGCAAAUGACGCCUAUCAGUGAGGCCAGUGCUGGUCAGCUGGUUACCUCGAUUGCUGUACCUCAGCGCGAGAAUUCCAGCCUCUUGCGCGAUGCCCGGUUCAGCACUCUGAAUUUCAGUGGCGGCGAUGAUGCGGGCGCCAGCAAUGAUGGCAAGGACGCUGGUCUGCAGGCAUUGCACAUUCUGGUGAAAAACAAGGCAGCCGUUGGCGCAAUCCAUGAUGCUGUCAUCGAUGUCACCGUGCGUCAGUUCACCACGAUGCUAAGCUUGAGUGAGCCAAUGGAGCCGGCCAAGGCCCCUUCGAGCUACGGAUUGGAUUCUCUUGCUGCAGUCGAAUUUAGGAAUUGGGUGCGAUUAGAGCUCAAGGCGGAAGUGACGACUCUGGACAUUAUUUCAGCCACGAGCCUCGAGCAGCUGGCCCAGAAGAUUGUUGGCCGUUUGACGGCUGCAUAG
Penicillium paradoxum is the source of this 7152-nucleotide messenger RNA. It is a transcript of the gene fma-PKS, whose product is annotated as polyketide synthase fmaB. Bases 1 to 7152 code for a protein of 2383 amino acids. The transcript is spliced from 4 exons. Gene Ontology annotation, biological process: fatty acid biosynthetic process; secondary metabolite biosynthetic process. Gene Ontology annotation, molecular function: oxidoreductase activity; fatty acid synthase activity; phosphopantetheine binding. The record is from RefSeq and is a predicted model, not a curated record. NCBI's taxonomy places the organism in Eukaryota, Fungi, Ascomycota, Eurotiomycetes, Eurotiales, Aspergillaceae.